Molecule: messenger RNA, 748 nt
Organism: Anneissia japonica
Lineage: Eukaryota; Metazoa; Echinodermata; Crinoidea; Comatulida; Comatulidae
Product: histone H2A-beta, sperm-like
Exons: 1
Cellular component (GO): nucleosome
Molecular function (GO): structural constituent of chromatin; protein heterodimerization activity; DNA binding
Source: RefSeq, a predicted model, not a curated record
GAGGAAAAGCUAAGGGAAAGGCCAAGAGCCGAUCAAGCCGUGCUGGACUUCAAUUCCCAGUUGGUCGUGUUCACCGAUUUUUGCGAAAGGGUAACUAUGCAUCUCGUGUCGGUGCUGGUGCCCCAGUCUACAUGGCUGCCGUACUCGAGUACUUGACUGCUGAAAUCUUGGAGUUGGCUGGUAACGCUGCCCGUGAUAACAAAAAGAGCAGAAUCAUCCCCCGUCACCUUCAACUUGCCAUCCGUAACGAUGAAGAGUUGAACCGUCUUCUCGGAAGUGUGACCAUCGCACAAGGAGGUGUACUACCAAAUAUCCAAGCUGUACUUCUGCCAAAGAAGACCCAGGCCAAAACCAAGUAGACUUAACUACUGUAUCUUCUCAAACCAAACGGCUCUUUUCAGAGCCACCAAAUACACAAAAGAGAUUUUAAACAAGGCCGUUAAAGUGCGUACAUGUGUGUGUUUUUUUGUAUGAUAGUCCGAUUAUUCAUUAAGCUAUUGUAACACGAGCCUAACGUUUAGAGUUUCCAUAACGUUGCUACAGUGUUUUCUCAACAAACUACAUAUAUUUAUUAGAGGACUAAACAUUGUUUAAAAAAACAAUGUAUACAGCGUUUUGAUUGUAUAUAAUAUUAGUAAUAUAAAAUGUAGCUGAACUCAAAAGAUACGGUAUAUACAUUUUAAGAACAUUACAAUAGCAUACAUUCAAAAUUGUAUAAUUAUUUGUAUAUUAUUACUAUAUAAUAAAA